Balaenoptera acutorostrata (minke whale) is the source of this 1084-nucleotide messenger RNA. It is a transcript of the gene RAB5C, whose product is annotated as RAB5C, member RAS oncogene family. The coding region runs from base 228 to 878 and encodes 216 amino acids. The transcript is spliced from 6 exons. NCBI's taxonomy places the organism in Eukaryota, Metazoa, Chordata, Mammalia, Artiodactyla, Balaenopteridae. The record is from RefSeq and is a predicted model, not a curated record. Gene Ontology annotation, molecular function: GTP binding; GTPase activity.
GGCGGGUCGGAGGUGGAGAUCCGGAUCCGGAGCGGCUGAAAGGCGGAAGUGGAGGCCGGAGCCUGGGACACCGCCGGGGGGAGAGGAGCGGAGCCUGUCCGAGCCCCGGCCCCAAGUAACGCCGCCGCCCCGGAGCCGCCUUGGAGGCCCCUCCCCACUAAGUGCCUCUUUGCACAGCGCUGGCCCCCGCCCCCACGCUCACCGGCACCACUGCAGCGGGACGGGCCAUGGCGGGUCGGGGAGGUGCAGCACGACCCAACGGACCAGCUGCUGGGAACAAGAUCUGUCAGUUUAAGCUGGUCCUGCUGGGGGAGUCCGCAGUGGGCAAAUCCAGCCUCGUCCUCCGCUUUGUCAAGGGUCAAUUCCACGAGUACCAGGAGAGCACAAUUGGAGCGGCCUUCCUCACACAGACCGUCUGCUUGGACGACACAACAGUCAAGUUUGAGAUCUGGGACACAGCUGGACAGGAGCGGUAUCACAGCCUGGCCCCCAUGUACUAUCGGGGGGCCCAGGCUGCCAUCGUGGUCUACGACAUCACCAACACAGAUACGUUUGCACGGGCCAAGAACUGGGUGAAGGAGUUGCAGAGGCAGGCCAGCCCCAACAUCGUCAUCGCGCUCGCGGGCAACAAGGCCGACCUGGCCAGCAAGAGAGCCGUGGAGUUCCAGGAAGCACAAGCCUAUGCAGAGGACAACAGUUUGCUGUUUAUGGAGACAUCAGCAAAGACUGCGAUGAACGUGAAUGAAAUUUUCAUGGCAAUAGCUAAGAAGCUUCCCAAGAACGAGCCCCAGAAUACAGCUUGUGCUCCGGGCCGGAACCGAGGAGUGGACCUCCAGGAGAACAACCCUGCCAGCCGGAGCCAGUGCUGCAGCAACUGAGCCCCCCUUACCUGCCCACUGCCCCCACCUCCUCCGCCUCGACGACCCGACUGGAAUCCACUCUAACCAAUCGCACUUACCGACUCGGGCCACCACUGGGGGGCAGGGGGAGGGGCCCACCAUGGUUUCUCCAUAUCAUUUUGAUCAUAGGCCGGAGUGAGUUAUUCCACCUGCACCUUUCUGUACAAAUACUAAUUCAAUUUUAA